This is a messenger RNA of Struthio camelus australis, 5693 nucleotides long. NCBI's taxonomy places the organism in Eukaryota, Metazoa, Chordata, Aves, Struthioniformes, Struthionidae. The record is from RefSeq and is a predicted model, not a curated record.
GGGUACUACGACGUGAGCGGGCAGUGGGACAAGGAGUUCGAGUGCAACAACAGCCUUACGGGGUUCCGCUACUGCUGCGGCACCUGCUUCUUCCUCUUCUGCUGCAACAAGCGCGCCGAGAAGCUCAACCAGAGCCUGUGUCGCAACUACAAGAGCCCCGAGUGGGCCCACCCCACCACCUCCAGCGGUGCGCUGCCUGCCGAUGGCAGCAACGGCGCCGACGGAGACGCCAACAAGUACGACCCGGACAAGGACAGCACCAAUGCCACCGUCUACAUCUCGUGCGGGGCCAUCGCCUUUGUGCUCAUCGCCGGCGUCUUCGCCAAGGUGGCCUACGACAAGGCGCGGCGCCCACCCCGGGAGAUGAACAUACACAGGGCUCUGGCUGACAUCUUAAGGCAGCAGGGACCAAUCCCAAUAGCACACUGUGAAAGAGAGACUAUCUCGGCCAUAGAUACCUCCCCCAAAGAAAACACCCCAGUCAGGACAUCUUCCAAAAACCAUUACACCCCUGUGCGCACCUCCAAAAGUAACCCAGGUCACUACGGAAAGGAUAUUUAUCGAAGUGGAGGACCAGAUCUCCAUAAUUUCAUCUCCUCCGGGUUUGUCACAUUAGGAAGAGGACACACGAAGGAUGACCAAGAACAAAAUUAUAGUCACCUGAUACUAAACAGUGCCACCCAGACACCUACACAUGACAAGCCACGGAUGAACAACAUCCUUACUUCUGCCACCGAACCCUAUGAUCUGUCCUUCUCCCGGUCCUUCCAGAACCUCUCUCACCUCCCACCAUCCUAUGAGUCUGCAGUCAAGACAAACCCAACGGACAAAGAGGCUGAUGAAUAUUACAUGAGGAGGAGACACCUGCCUGACCUGGCGGCCCGAGGCACUCUCCCUAUCAACGUCAUCAAAAUGUCGCAACAGACCAACCACAGGGAUAGGCCCCGUCGGCCCAUCAGGGCCAUGUCCCAGGACAGGGUGCUGUCCCCUGAGAGGAUCAUGCCUGAGGAGUUUAGCAUGUCCUAUGAACGGAUCCUCUCAGAUGAACAGCUUCUGUCCGCAGAACGCCUCCAUUCCCAAGACCCUCUGCUCUCCCCGGAGCGUUCAGGGUACCCAGAGCAGUCUAUGUCACGAGCAUUGUCACAUACAGACGUCUUUGUUUCAACACCUGUCUUGGAUCGCUACAGGAUGACAAAAAUGCACUCCCAUCCUAGUGCCUCAAAUAACUUGUACAAUACCUUAGGUAUGAACCCAACUUCUGCCAAGCGCCAAGCGUUCGCCUCCCGACGGCAUAACACAGUAGAACAACUGCAUUAUAUUCCAGGACACCACCAUCACUACCGCACAGCGAGCAAAACAGAGGUGACUGUUUGAUAUGACCAUGUGCAUUGUAGAUAUACAUUAAGGACUGGGGUGGCCAGAGCACCCUAUACUGCAGUGGCCUUAUAGGCCAAGAUAACCUCUAACAAUUCCGUGUCUGAAGAGACUUCUCUUAACAGUCCCAUCCACAUUGUUUUUAAAGCCACCCCUACUUUGGUGACAUAAGAAGAACCUAAGCAAACAGACAGACAAUAGUGAGGGAUAAUGGAGGAUAUUUCCUAACACACUUCAGUUUCUGUCAAAGAAAGCCAUAGUAGUAGAUGGCUCCUUCCAAGGGCUCACCUGCACUAUCUCACUGUUUUUAUGAAUUUUGGACUUUUCAACUGCCACAAGCAGAAUCACUCUCAUGCAGCCCAUGACAGGGAGGAGAAAAAGCAACACCUCUUCCUGGCAGGAAGGGGCCCUGUUGCCAUCUCUCAUGCCAGCCCUGAUGUUUGAUCUUUCUGUAGCAAGUAGCUAAGAUUUUUGACUGAUGGAGAUCACCUCCAGAUCAUUUGAUAUUAGCCAGCACCCAUAUAUCUGUUCUUCCUCACCCUUGGAGUGAAUUCAAGGGCAGACUUUCCUAGGGCACUGGCAGAUCUAGGGACAAGAAUAGCCUGGGUGAGAAAUAAAGUUUUAGUUUAUAUUAAAUAUAUUCAUAAGAUAAAAAUAUACUAGUGCCUACAAAUUGCCUGCUCUCUCAGUGUAGGAAGUAGUGGGGUUGAUGUGUUCAAUAAGCACAAAUAUGCUGAAAUGCUUGUUAGACCCUUUCCCCACUCAUUCUAGUAUCUUGGUGUCUACAACAUAUAAAUAAGAAGGAGGAAUAGGAUUUCUGUUCCUUCAGCUUCUUGCGACUGCUGAACGUAAAGCGCCAUAAUUUGUUCAGCUUUGCACUGCUAACCUGUGCUAGAAGUCCUGACUCUACUGAAACUCCUGUAAGGCAAGGCUACCACCAAUUUCACUGAGCCUGGAUUUCUCUCCAGAAGUUUCCUUUCCUGGUGGCAUUUUCUCCUGGCCCAAUCUCCCUGUUUCUGAGCAUAUUUCCUUCAUUCAGUUCUAGCCUAGAACUCCAUGUGUAGCAAAUCAUUUUCUAGACCCCUAGCAGAAACACAAAACUAACUGUGUCAGUAUACCAAAAAGCAGCUCAGUAAUUUUUCCAUGAUUGUCUCACCAUGUAAUGGCCCCCAAAAGCCUUCCAAAUGCCAGUUCUACUGAGUCCCAAUCCUAGCCACGCAGACAGUUACAUUUCAUGCAUAUAAAUUAUAUAUCCAGCAUAACUGUAAUUAAUGGGCAUGUUAUAUAUCUGAUAUAAUCCUAAUUAGAUACUGCAUAUUCAUGAGAUCUUUUAAAAAUAGACUUAUGAGUCCAGAAUUUGUGAGGGUUUUAUCUUUGGUGUUCUGAGUGGGUGGGGAUUUGCUUUUUUUUUGGUUUGGAUGUUUAUUGUUGUUGUGUUUUGGGGGAGGGGGUUGGUUAGUUUUUUUUUUUUUUUUUCCUUGUACUUCUGUUCCUAUCAAAUUUUGUAGAACUAACUCACACUAGAACAUACUUCUGUGACCAGGAAAGGAUGUCAGAGGCUUUGAAGGCCAGCCAGACCAAGCGCUGUAACAGCAUAAAUGCUGGAUUCUCUCCAGCAUUCAUAAACCAUUGUGCAUACGCAAAGCCUCAUCACGCACAUGCACCCAUGUUACUGUUCCAAAUGACAAGCAUGCUUCCUCUUCAGGAUCAAAUGAUGACUGACUUCAGGUCGUAACACAUUCCCAUACAGUACUUUUCUCUUCAUGUGCUGCAUUUCCACAACUCUUUUCCUCCAUUACUCUUCACUAAACUCCAUUUAAAUUAACUCUGACCUUUGUCCUUCCCUAAAAAUGGCCUUAUAGUUCCCAGUUCCACACUUCAGUUCUGGAGCAUAAAAUGGCCAUAGGUUGUUCUGAGCUUGAGACUCGUGUGGAGGCUGAUAAUGUGCACCUGGUUCUGCUGGUGCAGGAUAGGAAACAGGAGUGUGCUGUCUCCCCUGGUGGGAUUUAGAGGCAAACCUCAGUGGGAUAGAAAGGUUGGCUUUCAUUAUGCUGCAGUUUUCAAAAGAGAUUCAAGGCCCUUCUCUUUCCCACACUGUCCUGGCGUUGCUGAGCCUAGCUCGUGGGCUUACUUCUGCCCCACACAAUAGAGACUGUGUUCUGAAUAGAUUCCAUCUGAGAGAAGUACUGGGGCUUUGUUUGACGGAAACUGAGCUGUGAAGGAACAAAUAACUGUCUCCAUGGUUCGUGUUGUCAGGCUCAUUAUUGUGCAACCUUGGGCAGAAUCUCUCUGAGUGGCACACACAUUUCUAUAUGGAUCACUGUGGCAGAUCAUGACAUGGGAACAAAAGAGGAAAGGCCUCUCCAGAGCUUACACCUCAUCUCCUGACUCCUUACUUUGAUGGACACUCCUCUCCCCUGACUACCUCCAAGUUCCUCAGCUCAGUCACUGAAUAUUUCUUAAAAGGCAGUUCCAUGUGAAAACAUGCCCUUGGUGACCUCCCUGUUGUCUGAAGUUUUGUGGCUGAUUUGAAGAGAACAGAAACAUACAUGGCUGAUGGAGAGGCAGUCUCUGCUGAGGUUAGGAGUCUCUUCCAUUCUCCUCUUGGUCCAGACAAAUCUGGGAUCUUCCCCUCUGCAAGCAAGGGUAUGUGAACACUGGGAGAGGAGAGUCCACUCUAGAGUCUCCAGGACUCGAGGUGGCAUAGGCUAUGGAGCAGAGGUAACCAAGUAAGGCCAUGGGUAAGUGAACACUCCUCUCUUUCCAUUUACAUGGCCAUAUGUCCCAAUGUUUAAAUGUUCAGUUCAUGAACAAGGAAGCUGCUGGACCUGGUGCAAAUACGGAAGCUUUUCACUCAAGUACCCUGUGCAGAUGCUGCGCUGUGCUGUGCUCCAGGCCAUUUGACAUCAGAGCCUUCCCUUAUUCUGACUGACAAAUGUCACAGGCCUUUUGCUAGCCUGUACUAUCUGGGCAAUAAUCCUCCAAAGAAAUGCUGGGCCCAUCUCCUGCUCUCUUCCACUCAUGCAACUGUUUUAAACAGUUGUGUCCCACAAGAACCAUCAAAAAGCCUUUUCUAGGCAAAACCUCUUCAGGGACUCUGCCACCACCAUAGAAAAAUUUCAACAAAUUUCUUUGAGAAGACACCCUUAUCUGAAUGGCCACAGUUUGUUUCUGAGAACUGUGUGUUCCUGUGGCUUACUGCAUGGGCUGGAAUUGAUUGAUAUCUUGAGCAAUGGUAUUUCAGCAUGCACAGGUGUUCUUAUUUGAUUUUUUUCUUUCCCUUAUCCCUUAUUCUUGAGAGUUUUUCACUGAAAGGACACAUGAUCCAAGACUGGGAGUCGUGACCUACAGCCUGGCCCCCAGUAUUUUGGUUUCCUGUGAUCAAAAUGUGAUGGCAAUAGUCACAAUUUCCAGAUCCAGAGAGGCAUUGUGCGGGUUCAUACCAUAAUGUCUAAAAAGUUCUUUGAGACUCUCUCAAAAUAGACACUGCAGAACAGCAAACAUUUUUAUUGAUCUUGUUGGCCAGAAAACCAUUGUCCUACCACAUUGUGUCUGAUGUGUUGUAAUCCAGUGUCUGUCCAGAAUGAAAGUGUUGGAGCUGGCAAGGGCAACUUCUCCCAAAUCCUACUGCUUUCCUUCUGGACAUGGUCCCACUAGCAGGCAGUAGUACUUAGAGAUGCUGUUACUUGUACUUUGACUUUUCUGCUUUCUUCUCCUCAUGUCUGAGUCACCACCUCCUUCUGUACUCAGGAGAAAAGCAGGAAGCGGUUACAUUCCUCUCUAUAGUAAAAUAUAAUCUGCCUUGAUUAAUCUAAUAUACUCUGAAGGACUGAUCUGUCUUUUUCUCCAAUCUACAGGUGGAAAUACGUAUCUGUGGAGCAUCCAGUUCCCAGAGUGCAUGUGCAGGGACUGGGGGAGGGUGAUAUUGAAAACUUUAUAUUAUUUCCUACAAACUGAUAAGUAUCCACAUUCCCCAAGCAGCAACAUGUAAUAGUGAGUUGCAUUGGGUUUUAUACAACUUUCUCAUUAAUACAGACAUAUGUAUGUAUAUGUAUAUACACACACCAACACACACACAUUUGUAUACAUACUGUAGUAAUCAGUAAGUUCUGACUGACCCUGUAACAGUUUAAUCUUCCAAAAUAUAUUGACUCAUUCUUUGAAAUGCGGAAAACUAUUUUUAAUGAACCACACAGAUCACCAUAUGGAAUGGAAAUUUUAUCAUAAAAGUCUUCUAACGACAGUGAAUUGUGUUUUAAAGAAAAAAUGAAAAUGAAAUAUUUUUCAAUGUUUUAAUGUUCCUUUUAUAAAUAAUGUUC